AUGAGAUUUUUUCCAGUGCUUUUUUUCUUAACCUUUUCUAGCGCUUGGACGUCCGAGCCAGGAGGAAUUUAUAUGAAGAAAUAUGGGUAUAAACAACCAGAAGCUUCGCGUCAACAGCAAAAUAAGGGCGAUGAAAACCAAAAAUGGAAUCGCUUUCUUGAAUUUUUUCGCCACCGACUUGUUACAGCAAAUCGAAAAAAGUAUGCAUAUGUCAAGUGA
Molecule: messenger RNA, 219 nt
Organism: Oikopleura dioica
Lineage: Eukaryota; Metazoa; Chordata; Appendicularia; Copelata; Oikopleuridae
Source: the annotation of a GenBank genome assembly